AUGGAAAAACACUUGUUUUUAAAUGGUCAACAAUUAAAGGAAUUAAAAAUAAAGUUUCAGCAUCAUCAAGUUUUGCCCAUAAUCGAAGUUGAGUUAAUGCAAGCACUGGAUCAAAAAACUGAAAAUUUUCGUGAAGAUAUCGCUAGCCUAGUAGCAGAAGAAAAAGGAAAGAAGAAACGAAAAUCAAAGAAUCCUGUGGUUGACGAAAGCUCAAACAACAACAAUAAUAACGAUGAGAAUGCCAAUACAUUAAUAAAUAGGAAUAAUUGGAAGUUACAAUCUGGAAUCACCAUCAAGAGAUUAUUAAAAGAAGCGACAAAUCUCAGUGGACACGUAAUGAGGUUGGAGAAUUGGGGAGUAAUUAGAUGUGGAUUAAACAUUUCUAGACCCAAAUGGUGUGCAGAAGCUGAUUAUAAUGAAAUCCAGCAAAUCUGUAAAAAAAAGGCACCAUAUAUUUCUCCUUCAAGAACAUUAAAGGAAAUCGUUAAGCUGGACCAUAAAAACAAGUUGGAUAAUAAUAAAUUGGUAAAUAUUAAUCAAGAACUCAAAGAUCCACUCACUACCUUUUCGAUAAGAAUUUUAAAAUAUUUAUUUGAGUUUGUUUAUCCCAAUAACACCAUAAUACAACGUGGAAAUAUAUCCGAGAGUUCGUACAAAUUGUACGUAAUUAAUAUUUGUUUAAUGAAGCUUUUAUCUGGACUACAAGAUGAUUUGAUAUAUAAACCAAUUAUUACACAUUUAAAAAAAUGUUCAAAAUUCAAAGCUAUGCAUCCUGGAGUGUAUGAUCAAUUUUUGGAUCAGAUAGUUCAAACAGUGGAAUCUCUGAGCGAAGUAAUUCUAAGAAAAUUUGUCACAAAACAUUAA
Molecule: messenger RNA, 864 nt
Organism: Entrophospora sp. SA101
Lineage: Eukaryota; Fungi; Glomeromycota; Glomeromycetes; Entrophosporales; Entrophosporaceae
Source: the annotation of a GenBank genome assembly